GCAGACGUUACGUCAUCAGUGUUGGCGGUUUUUUGAAAAAGGAGGGAUUGUUGUUGUUGGUUUCCGUGAGGGGAGAAAAGAGAGUGAAAUUCAGAUAUUAUGGCUGAGGUGAAGCUCGGCGGCCAGGCGACAGCGGAGCUGUCAGAGGCAGCUCAGGCUGAGCUGAUGGACCAGUGUGAGGAGCAGUUCGCUCGGCUGGAAAAGCUUCAGAAUGAGAUUAUACUCUGUGAACCAGAUUUCUGCGAGAAUCCUCAGCAGCAGGCAGUAAAUCGACUGAUAGCAACAGAAGCUGAACUGAAGCAGUGGCUGACCGUGGAGCCAGAAUUGCUGGCAUCGAAUUCAGAAGUUUUACUUCAAGCUGGAAAAGAAGAGAUGCUCAAGCUGUGCUCUGAACUUGAGAUGGUUGUUUCUUGCCAUGAAGCAAAGAGAGACAAAUUGAGAGAAACUAAAGAACUUGAACAGAAGUGGUUGGAGGAGAAGAAACAGGUGCUGAUAGCUGCCAAUGACCAUGUUGAACGACUUCAAUUGGAAAAGGGGACCUUUUCAGAGCACAGUAUAUUGCAGGACACCAAGUUGAAAAUCCAGAAAAUGAAGAUCUACCAAGAAAGGUUGAUGGAGUCACUGGGGGACAUACUGGAGAAGCACAUCCCUCUCCCUCAGAAUGAAUCCAGUACAAACAAGAAGAACAAGAACAUUACCCAGGAGUUAGAUGAAGACUUGAUUUCACUUAAUGAAAUUCUUGAGCAGCUCAUGAACAAGGUCCUGACUACACCACAUGACCCCUAUGUAACACUGGACAGCACAUUCUGGCCACCGUACGUGGAGAUGCUGCUCCGCUAUGGCAUUGCAGUGAGGCACCAGGAGAAUAACUUCAAGAUCCGCCUGGAACCCUUUUGUUAAGUGGUGCAAUAGGCAUCUUAAGUAUCACGUUUCUGCUAAUGUUUCUAAUUCGAGUCAGAUUGUAUAGUGCCAUCAUUAUGUAUAUUUAUGUUUGCUUGUAUGAAGAAGAAGAGCUGGGAAAGAUAUGAGGUUAGACAUAGAAUGAAGUGUGAAUUAUUAAAUAUGUAACUUGCCCAAUUAGGGUUCACAUGAAUUUUUUAAAGAGUAACCAUGGGUCCUAUAAAACAUCAGAGAACACCUACAUUGAAGUCUCAAUUUCGUGUAAACUCAUAUCAUUAGGUUGAUACUUUAUCUUAAGUACAUAUUUCCUUAGAUCCUAUUUUCAAUGGCAAGAUUUAAUUGGCAAUGAGAAAUGUAAGUUUGUAUUUAUGACUAUAUUUGGUUUCAUUUCAAAUGUUUGAGCUCCUUUUAUAAUGUGACUUUUUAAAAGCCUUAAGGUAGGUACCCAAGUGUUGAAGUGUUAUUUUGAUGUAUAUAUUUUCAUGUUCAAUAAACAUGGGACCUGCA
Messenger RNA from Cyclopterus lumpus (lumpfish), 1407 nucleotides. It is a transcript of the gene cenpk, whose product is annotated as centromere protein K. Gene Ontology annotation, cellular component: nucleus. Gene Ontology annotation, biological process: kinetochore assembly; mitotic sister chromatid segregation. The record is from RefSeq and is a predicted model, not a curated record. The coding region runs from base 100 to 900 and encodes 266 amino acids. The transcript is spliced from 10 exons. Lineage: Eukaryota; Metazoa; Chordata; Actinopteri; Perciformes; Cyclopteridae.